UAUUCAACCUUUCUAUAUAAUUUUAAAGAAUAACCUGUCAACAACCAUGGAGCUUCCAGAUUGUUACUAUCCCAUACCACCAAUUAACAUCACCCCAUGUGUACCAACACCAAAUCACACUCUCCAUCUCAAUAAUCUUGAUGACGAAUUGUACAAGAAAUUUGUACCUUAUGUGUAUAUAUUCAAGAAAUCUGUGGGAAUGGAUACCUUGAAGUCUUCCCUAUCAAGAGUUUUGGUGGAUUACUACCCUUUUGCUGGUAGGUUUAGGACAAGCACCGAGGAUGAGAACAAGUUGGUGGUGGAUUGUAAUGGAGAAGGUGCUUUGUUUGUUGAGGCUUCAAUGGAUAUCAAUGUUGAAGAAUUACUCAAAUCUUCUAUGAUGCCUAAUAGCUCAUGGAAGAAGAUCAUUUGUAAUGUGGAAUCUAAAAAUUCUAUAGAUACUCCUCUUCUUGUAAUCCAGGUGACUAAUCUUCGAUGUGGAGGAAUGAUCUUGUGCGCAUCAAUCAACCAUAGUUUGAGUGAUGGCACGGGCGCAUCACAAUUUCUAAAUGCUUGGGGCCAACUAACCCAAAAUCCCAAUAGUAAUUUGACAAUCAUACCUUCGCAUGAUCGACGAGUAUUGAAGAUUCAAGAACCUCCGCAAGUAAAUUUCACUCACCCAAUAUACACCAAAGAAUCAACACACCCGAAUCCCGAAUCAAACCUUUCGAUGUGGUUUCUAACACAAUCACUUGUCCCUACAUCAUUCAUCUUCAGAUUCAAUGAAAUUCUUCGCUUAAAGAAACAAUGUACGACAUCAUCGUUCAAUCACAUAACAAGCUUUGAAGCAAUAACAGCGCACUUAUGGCGCUCAUUAGUAAAAGCAACUAACUUGUCCCUCUCUCGAACUGUGAAGCUUUGUUUCACAGUUAACUUUCGAAAGAAGAUGAAACUUCUUCCAGAAGGGUAUUAUGGGAAUGGAUUUGUCCUUGUCGGUGUUGAGAGCAUAGUGAAGGAUUUAGUGGCUCCAAAUAACCUAGAUCAUGGUGUGAAACUUGUGCAAAAAGCCAAAGCUAGUGUGAAUGAAGAAUAUAUUAAGUCAACGAUUGAUGUGUUGAAGGACAAAAAGGUAAUUCAUGAUGGUUCUAUAAGCUUAUAUGUAACACAAUGGAAUAGAUUAGGGUUGGAAGAUGUUGAUUUUGGAGAAGGGAAGCCUUUGCAUGUAGGUCCUUUAUCUGUUCAAAUUUAUUGUGUGCUUUUGCCGGUUAUUGGUGAUCCUAAUGCGGUUAGAGUGCUUUUAUCAGUUCCUAAGAAUAUAGUGGAAAAGUUUCAACAUUACAUGAUAGAGAUAGAGAGUUGGGGAAAAGAUGAAUAAGAAGCUUGUUGAAGGUUAAUCAACAAUAAUAAUAAUAAGUAUAUGAAUUAUUAUAUAUAAUUUGUAAUCAUUCAUAUGUCAAUUGUCUUAAUUACAAUGAGUUUGAGAACAAAUUAUGCAUGUGAUCAAAUUUUGUUAAAUGGACAAAAUUACCUUUUUCCAAA
This is a messenger RNA of Trifolium pratense (red clover), 1518 nucleotides long. Its product is annotated as alcohol acyltransferase 9-like. The record is from RefSeq and is a predicted model, not a curated record. Gene Ontology annotation, molecular function: acyltransferase activity, transferring groups other than amino-acyl groups. Lineage: Eukaryota; Viridiplantae; Streptophyta; Magnoliopsida; Fabales; Fabaceae. The transcript has 2 exons. The coding region runs from base 47 to 1354 and encodes 435 amino acids.